This is a messenger RNA of Naegleria gruberi, 1053 nucleotides long. RefSeq lists its product as uncharacterized. Gene Ontology annotation, molecular function: small GTPase binding; GTPase activator activity. Bases 1 to 1053 code for a protein of 350 amino acids. Lineage: Eukaryota; Heterolobosea; Eutetramitea; Acrasida; Naegleriidae. Gene Ontology annotation, cellular component: nucleus; perinuclear region of cytoplasm; cytosol. The record is from RefSeq and is a predicted model, not a curated record. Gene Ontology annotation, biological process: nucleocytoplasmic transport; activation of GTPase activity. The transcript has a single exon.
AUGCGCAAAAAACGAAGACCAGCCAAACCAACUCGAUUUAUUGCAAAAACACUAAUAUAUGCCGAUCAUGACGACAGUGAUGAUGAUGCUGAUGAUAAUAACAUUUUCAUUUCUAACCAAUUCCUCAACGAUGAUGUGAUUUAUGAAAUUUUAUCAUUCGACAAUGAUUUUAAAUUUAUUGUAAUGAAUUGUGCACUGGUUUCAAAACAGUGGUUUCGAGUCAUUUUGGAGAGAUUGAAACAACUUGCAGUUCGAAUUGAUAUUGGGAAAAUGUCAAGGGUGCAAGGUCAAUUUUUGGAAAAUAUUGCAAGUGUGAAAGCACUUAAUGCGAUUAAUCAUUUAAUACAGUAUCGUGAUGCCUUUAAGUUGAUGAAAGGAUUGACUACAUUUGAUAUUUCUUACACUUAUGUUCAUGAUCGAGAGGCCAAAAUUAUUAGUGAAAUGACACAAUUGACUUCUCUUAAUGUUAGUAAUAGUAUUAGGAUUAAGAAAAGUAUUGCAUAUUUUAGAGAAAUGAAUAAUUUGACUUGUUUGAACAUUGGCAAUAAUGGUAUUGGAGUUGAAUGUGCCAAACACGUUAGUGAAAUGAAACAAUUGACCAUUCUUCAUAUUUGUGGAAAUGGUAUUAAGUUUGAAGGGGCUAAAUUUAUUAGUGAACUGCAACAGUUGACCAAACUUGAUGUUAGUAGCAAUAAUAUUGGAGAGCAAGGGGCUAAAUAUAUUAGUCAAUUAAAACAAUUGACUAACCUUGAUAUUUAUUCAAAUCGAAUAGGUGCGCAAGGGGCCAAACAUAUUAGCGAAAUGAAACAGUUGACAAGACUUAACAUUUCUUACAAUGAUAUCAAUGUUGAAGGUGCCAAAUAUAUUAGUGAAAUGAAACAAUUGAUUAAUCUUAAUAUUACCAAAAAUAAUAUUGGUGAUGAAGGUGCUAGACACAUUAGUGGAAUGAAUCAAUUGACUAAUCUUUUUAUUGGGAACAAUAAUAUUAGCAAUGCUGGAUUUCAAAACAUUUGUGUGUUCUUGGUUGAUACAUUCGUAUUUCUAAGCGAAUAA